Ostreobium quekettii is the source of this 660-nucleotide messenger RNA. NCBI's taxonomy places the organism in Eukaryota, Viridiplantae, Chlorophyta, Ulvophyceae, Bryopsidales, Ostreobiaceae. The record is from the annotation of a GenBank genome assembly.
AUGGUCCGAGAGUGGCUGUCCGGCCGACCCCUGUAUGGCGUGGUCAACAACGCGGGAGUCAUGGCAGGCUUCUUCUGCCAGACGGCAAAGAUUGAGGACUACAGGAGAGUUGUAGACGUCAACUACCUUGGGACGGUGCGCGUGGUGAAGGCGUUCCUGCCGGGGCUGCUGGAGGCCGGGGGGCGGGUGGUGAACGUGACUAGCAGCACCAGCCUGCACGCUUUUCCGCACUACUCGGCCUACACGCCGACCAAGCACGCCGUCGCGGCCUUCAGCGACUGCCUGAGGAUGGAGCUGCGGUCGCUGGGGGUCGCCGUCGUCCAAGUGGCCCCGGGGGCCAUGAGGACGCCACUCCUGGAGGGCGUCGUGGGCGGCCUCAAGGCCGAAUUUGAACGGGCGGACCACGCCACAAUUGCGCGCAUGGGCAAGAGCUUCCCGCAAGAGUUUGUCUCCCGGUUGCAGGCCAUCAUACCGGCCAUAGCCGAAGACCCCCGGGGGGCGGCUGGAGUGAUAGAGGGAGCGCUGCGCAGUCGCCGCCCCAAGGCGGUGUAUUUCGUGGGAAGGGACACGCGGGGUACCGACUGGCCGCUGUCCUGCCUGCCCCACUUCUUGAGGGACGCGGCUCUGCAGCGGAUGAUGGUCAUGCCGGGGUCGAAUUGA